AUGCAAAUCACGCAACGCGCAAAAAUAACUGUAAGUUUUCAAGGUGCACUGGCUGCUUGGUUUCGCGAAAAGAAUGAGGAUAUCACGAUUGCGGCGAUAUCAUCAUCCGAUUAUACUCGAAAUAUGGAAUAUGUAUUGCGUACGGUGGAUGCAGACUGUGAAAAAGCUAUCAGGAUAGGCAUGACCGAUACUAUACGGUUGACUUAUACAAAUGUUGGUCGAGAAUUGCUGGUGAAAGUAUACAAGUAA
Gongylonema pulchrum is the source of this 249-nucleotide messenger RNA. Lineage: Eukaryota; Metazoa; Nematoda; Chromadorea; Rhabditida; Gongylonematidae. The record is from the annotation of a GenBank genome assembly.